Molecule: messenger RNA, 983 nt
Organism: Ctenocephalides felis (cat flea)
Lineage: Eukaryota; Metazoa; Arthropoda; Insecta; Siphonaptera; Pulicidae
Product: SH3 domain-binding glutamic acid-rich protein homolog
Exons: 5
Coding region: 306-953 (215 amino acids)
Cellular component (GO): cytoplasm
Source: RefSeq, a predicted model, not a curated record
UUUGAGCCCCCAAAAAAAAUUAUAUAUAAAAUAGUUAAAAAUACAUUUCUUGUUUAUAACAAAGUUAAAGUAAAUAUAGAUUGUUAUCAAUUGUUGUUAUUAAUGAAUUAAAGUAAAUAGUUUUAAAUUCAGUUAAGUAUAUAUUCAUAGUUUAGUGUAAAUAAACUGCCAUAAUAUUAUAUCACUCUCUUCUGCGGGGGAUGUUGGAUAUGAUUUUUAUGGGGGCUUGAAUCAGGAUCGAGUACUAAAUUCAUUUUAAUAGCGUAUUUCGAACACAAAAUCCAGUUGUUGUAUAAUUAUCCAAAAUGGUGGUGAAAGUUUAUGUUAGUGGAUUGUCAGGAAACAAAGAAGUGAAGAAACGUCAGCAGAGAGUUUUGAUGAUCCUCGAUAGCAAAACAAUUAAAUAUGAGGUUAUCGAUAUAACAGAGCCUGCAAAUGAAGAUCAACGAGACUUUAUGAGAGACAACUGUGUUAACAAUUCUGGAGACAAUAAUGUUACUACUGAGAAAACGAAAACAAAGUGCGUUCCAUUGCCCCCUCAGAUUUUUAAUGAUGAAACUUAUUGUGGAGAUUAUGACGGGUUUGAUAUUGCAAACGAAAUCGACAAACUUGAAGAAUUUCUGAAACUUGAAAGGAUUGAGAAUGAAUUCAAUGGAGAAAGAAUCAGCAAACAAGAGGAAAUUAAUAACAAACAAAAUGAAGUUAAUAGCGCCGUUAGCGAUGUCAUCGACAAAAUAGGUAUGAAUAAUAUUGAUGAAGAUUUUAAUGAGAAAAAUGGAACGGAGCACGAAGAAGCAACUGAAGAGAAGUCUGAGGAAAACAUAGAAAAUACUAAAGAAGACGAUAAAGAAGAAAAAAUAGUUGAAGAAAAAUUAGAUGACAAUUCUCGAAAGGAUGAAGAAGAGGAAGAAGAAGAAGAAGAGGAAGAGGCGGAAGAAGAAGAAGAAGAGUGAAGGCGGCAAACAUAAAGUUUUCGAAUUUUA